AUGGCUGCUACUCCCUCGCCUGAUUUGCAAGCAUCCUAUCCAUCUCGAACACAGCUGCCGAUCUAUGACAAACCUUGCCAGGAAAUCAUACUCGUCAAAACUGAACUUCCCCUCCAGCCCCAAGUUCGUUGGGCCCGACAGAAUAUCCAAUCUUUCAAAAAGGAUCUCGAGAACCGAUUCAAUUUUGUCUUAGGUCAUGGAAUGAAUAUAGAGAAAAAGGUCGCCGGAACUCUGGGUAGCCUCAUCGACCAAAAAGAAUCCACCUCGUCUUCAGUACUCUGUGUCGGAAUCGGGACAAUGACGGGAUCGAUUCUUGCUCGAAACCGAGCGUUCCCUCUAAGGUUUCUCUCACCGCUCGCAUUCUUUAUCCUCUCAUCCAACCAAUUCUUACCCUCAACAACCCACAACUUCAAGUCAUACCUCUUCAAGCUUCAAGAUCACCAUUUCCCCCAAUCUGCUGCAGCCCGUGACGAGGUGAUCAAACGAGGCGUGGAAGGUGUGGAAUGGCUGACUGAGUUGAAACACCGCAUGUUUCUGAAGACGGCCGAGGUGGUCAAGGAUGGCAGCCAGGUCUUUGAGAAGUAUAGUGGCUUGAAUAUCUCCCAUGGCUCAUCAGCGGGAAAAACUAAAACCGAAUAA
Messenger RNA from Puccinia triticina, 639 nucleotides. RefSeq lists its product as uncharacterized. Gene Ontology annotation, biological process: cristae formation. Gene Ontology annotation, cellular component: mitochondrial crista junction; MICOS complex. The record is from RefSeq and is a predicted model, not a curated record. The transcript is spliced from 3 exons. Bases 1 to 639 code for a protein of 212 amino acids. NCBI's taxonomy places the organism in Eukaryota, Fungi, Basidiomycota, Pucciniomycetes, Pucciniales, Pucciniaceae.